This is a messenger RNA of Arctia plantaginis, 654 nucleotides long. NCBI's taxonomy places the organism in Eukaryota, Metazoa, Arthropoda, Insecta, Lepidoptera, Erebidae. The record is from the annotation of a GenBank genome assembly.
AUGAGUUUUUUAUUUGGAAGUCGUUCCAACAAAACGUUCAAGCCGAAGAAGAAUAUUCCCGAGGGUACGCACCAAUACGAUCUGAUGCGGCACGCUGCUGCCACGCUCGGCUCCGGAAAUCUGCGUCUCGCCGUCAUGCUACCAGAGGGGGAGGACCUCAAUGAGUGGGUUGCUGUAAACACGGUGGACUUUUUCAACCAGAUCAACAUGCUGUACGGUACGAUAACAGAGUUCUGCACGGAGGAAUCGUGCGCAGUAAUGUCAGCGGGGCCCAAGUACGAGUACCAUUGGGCGGACGGACAUACCGUCAAGAAACCCAUCAAGUGUUCUGCGCCUAAGUAUAUCGAUUACCUGAUGACUUGGGCACAGGACCAACUCGACGAUGAGAUGCUUUUUCCCUCGAAAAUAGGCGUGCCCUUCCCAAAGAACUUCUUGGUGAUGGCGAAAACGAUCCUGAAGAGGCUAUUCCGCGUGUACGCGCACAUCUACCACCAACACUUCCCCGAGGUGGUGCAGCUCGGGGAGGAAGCGCACCUCAACACUUCCUUUAAACACUUCAUCUUCUUCGUACAGGAAUUUAAUCUAAUCGAGCGGCGAGAGCUGGCACCUUUGCAAGAACUCAUCGAGAAGCUCACGGCCAAGGAGGCGCGAUGA